This is a messenger RNA of Fusarium subglutinans, 1053 nucleotides long. Its product is annotated as d-3-phosphoglycerate dehydrogenase. NCBI's taxonomy places the organism in Eukaryota, Fungi, Ascomycota, Sordariomycetes, Hypocreales, Nectriaceae. The transcript is spliced from 3 exons. Bases 1 to 1053 code for a protein of 350 amino acids. The record is from RefSeq and is a predicted model, not a curated record. Gene Ontology annotation, molecular function: NAD binding.
AUGACGCUCGUCAGGAUCAGCAACAAUAAAACUCUCAAGGGCCACAAGGCCAUAAUCUUCUCAACCGUUGAACCACCCAAGGCUCACAUUGACGCUAUUCAGAAACAGUUCCCUGAUUUGACCAUCAAGACUUUUAUUCAGCCAUGGGGUGCACCUCUCGAUCCUAGUUUCAAGGAAGAAGAGUGGCAGGAUACUACCGUCUUACUGACUGCUACCUUAUUGCCAAAGCCAGAGCAGGCGCCGCAUUUGCAAUACAUUCAGCUCACGAGCGCUGGUGCCAACCAUCUCAUCAAGGAUCCCCUCUUUACGGAUACAAAGAUUCCAUUCUCGACCGCUAAUGGAGUUCAUGGUUUGAUAGUAAAGGAAUACUCGAAGCUUCAAGAUGAAGGAAAAUGGAAACGUCUUCAUCAGGGUGCCGAAGAUACUGAAGACACAGCUGGCAAGCGAAUUGGUAUUCUGGGCUACGGAAGUAUCGGCCGUCAAACAGCUCGUCUAUCUAAAGCUUUAGGCCUUGACGUCCAUGCCUACACUCUUCACCCUCGCAACACCCCCGAGUCCCGCCGCGAUGACUCCUACACGCCUCCUGGCCUCGGUGAUCCAGAGGGUGAAUUCCCUAGCAAAUGGUUCUCCGGCGGAUCCAAAGAAGAAAUCCACCGAUUUCUCGAUUCAGGACUAGACAUCCUCGUCAUCUCAGUGCCAUUGACCGACAAGACCAAGGGGUUGAUCUCGAAGCCUGAGUUUGAUAUUCUCGGUAAGAAGGGGACUUUCUUGAUUAACAUUGCGAGAGGGCCCAUCGUCAAUACCGAUGAUCUCAUCCAGGCGCUUAAUUCGGAUACGAUCAAGGGUGCGGCGCUUGAUGUCACUGACCCUGAGCCUUUGCCGGAUCAGCAUCCACUGUGGAGUACGAAGAAUGUGACUAUCACGCCACAUAUCAGUGCUGCUUCCUCAUUUUACUAUACGAGGCUGUUGGAUAUUUUUAGAUUGAACCUUGAGAGGCUGAGCCAGGGACGAAACGAUUUCAUCAACAAAGUCAACCGGAAGGAAGGCUACUAG